Symbiodinium sp. CCMP2456 is the source of this 6108-nucleotide messenger RNA. The record is from the annotation of a GenBank genome assembly. NCBI's taxonomy places the organism in Eukaryota, Dinophyceae, Suessiales, Symbiodiniaceae.
AUGCCAACAGCAGAACCUGGGGGCUUCAAUGCAGUUUCAAUGUCGACUGAGAUGCCAGACCGGCCCCGCAUGGCUGGGACAGAAGGCCAUGGGGGCAAUGAUCCAGCGUCUCAGAACCGCUUGGUGCAGAUGCUGCAGACAGCUGCACACCCCGUCACCUGUGUCUUUCACGCAGCCUUCAAGAUUGUGGUAAUUCUGAUCUACAUCUAUGGUCGAUACAUCCACAGUGCUUACGUCUCCACCUUCAUUUUGUGCACCAUUUUUGCCGCACUGGACUUCUGGACGGCAGAAGUCUCAGUAUCAGACGUGCUCGCAUCGAAGUUCGUGGCCAGUUCAGCUUUGCAGGUGAAAAACAUCUCUGGCCGUCUACUUGUAGGUGGUCCGCUAUUCGACAAGUUCUUGCUGUUUCAGCUUGUGCAAACCAGGACUGCGAUGGUGGAAUUUGGUCAAGGACGAUGGUUCCUCGGAGUGGGUCCCGCGCAUAUCUAUGUCAGCUUUGUGAAGUGCUCACGGAACCUCCCGGACUUGAAGGUGUUUGAGUCGAACCCAGACGAGGGCAACUUGAAUGCCACAGCCAGGGGCUCGAGCACUGCAAUUGGCUCAUGCCUUGAAGCCGGCGUCCAGCCUCUUGCCCAGGACCGCAACAUCUUCUGGGGUGUCACGUACAUUUGUCUCACAGAUGUUGAUGGUCAUCAAUCGUUCAACAAUUCCCAAGACAUCCAGGAUUGGGUUCUCCUGAACAUCAUGAUCUUCAUUUUUGCAGCAAUGGCAGCAGAUGGGGUGGGAGGAUUUCUGCAGGUACUGGAAAUGCUCGACCGAUGCCAAGAAGCGGGCGCAGCAGUGGGUGGAGCUUUGUCCUCGGAGAAACGCAUACGCGGAGUCACAAAGUGCCGAGUGAUCCAAGCCCUUUACGAGGAUGUUAGACCCAAGACUCAAAACCACACCCUCCUGGACGGCACACAGACCUCUCAAACAGUCCCAUCUUGCCUUUGGCAACCUUUGGCAAUGGGCUACCCGGUGCAGGCCGCGGCAUCUGUGCAGCUAACCGCAGUUGACUUUACGGUGGGCGAGAAUGUUGAGGUGAAGGUUAUUUCAUCAGCUGGCGUGAAGUGGGCAGAAGCCUCAAGCUUCGACGUUUCAAGUCGCCUUGCCUCCGUGUGGCCAAAGUGGAAAGGCAAUUCGGUUGGUACUCCGGACGCGAGUCCCCCCAGUAGGACAGAUUCGCAGCAGGCGGACAGUGGCGGCAGGCACAGCUGGAGAUACGAAGUCACAGGGCGAGCCGUGCUCGCGGGACCCGUGUCCGAGAUUUGUGCCAGACCAAGGUACAAGUCCUUCCGCUGUCGGGUGAUUGGUGCCGAGGUCAUGGCCGAUUCCAUCGCAUCGGUGCUUCGCAAAGCGAGUGCGGAGGCAGAGCAAGGAGCCCUGUGGGCGAACAAGCUAAAUCUCAAAGCACUUGUGCGGAUUGGUACUCGAAAGAACGAUUGCUUGGAGGGCCUCGCCACAAUGAGCAAGCUGGGAGCCGCAGGAGGUGCUCCGAGCUCCUCAACUCGAAAGCUCUGCAAGAACGGAUGUGGCAGGGCCGUCCAACCUGGUCUCACAAGAGGCUUGAAGCCCUACGACACCUGCUGUAAGCGCUGUGCGCAGAAGCCUGGGUGCAACGAGCACGACGAGAAUUGUGGCGGUGCAAAUGUCACAAGGGCUGUCCAGUGUUUCGAUGUGCUCCGGAGCCUCCGCGAUGAGCUGGAGGCGAUACUGCAUGAUAAGAUGGUGCUUGAGCAGACAGUCAGGACAGCUUUUCAGCGCGUCAGCGUGCCCUUCGAGAGGCUGAGCUGGCAGCUGCUACGCGCGCCACUGGAGGAACUCCUUGAGCCCUUUGGAGUUCGCUUGGGGGUGAAGGAUCAUUUCUUGGAGCACCUGUGCCAGCAACAUGGACAGCCCGAGGACCGGACGAUCGAUACAGAUGGGAUUUUGGCAUUGAGCCGCACUGUCCUCGAGGAUCGAUAUCGCUCCUGGUUUCCGGAGAUCCUACCCGUCUCCACUGCAAGCUUCGUCAAGCAGAACAAGCGGCCGUUGGAAGAGGUCUAUGCAAUUGGCAAGAAGCUCGGUGAGGGAAGCUUCGGGACCGUCUACGAAGUGGACCACAAGUUGUCCGGCGAACGUCGAGUUUGCAAGAAGAUCUGGAAGACCAAGUCUGAUAUGACAAGUCAACAGAUCCUGCAAGAGAUUGGCAACAUGGCGAUGCUGGAUCAUCCAAACGUCAUCAAAGUUUUUGAGUACUUCGACGAACCCAACUUUGUCAGUCAAAUUAUGGAACCUUGCUACGGCGGCGAGCUGCAAGACAAGGUUGCUGCGCUUCGAAAGACUGGCAAGGCGCCCUACGAUGAGGCUUUCGUGUGUGAUGUGAUGAAGCAGACUCUGCGGGCUUUGGCCUUCAUGCACAAGAAGCCUUUCUUGCACAAGGAUGAUUUGAAGCCGCAGAACAUCAUGCUGGUCGACCAGGACAGCUCUUCCAUCAAGGUCAUUGACUUCGGUUUAGCUGAACUGUUCAACCCCAUGCAGAAGUUCGCCAACUUCAUCGGCGGCACGAGGCUUUACAUGGCACCAGAGGCUGAGCCACCUGGCGCUUGCCAGCUUGCUGCUUUGCGAUGUGAGGCGGGUGUCAUUCUCUACAACUUGCUAACUGGUGACUUCCCCUUCCUGGCUCAGUGGCCUCCGCCAAAGGGCAAGGACGAAGCCUGGUGGGAAGAGCAGACCAUCCAGAAGAUCAAACAUGAAGCGCCAGUCAGACACCCGCUGCUGAGCAAAUGGUCUGCGUGCUGGAGUGCUCUUGGCGUUGCCGCCAUGGCCGGCAUGAAGGUAGCUAAUGGUAACUGGGUGAGUGGUGACGAGGAGGCUGUAGAUGCGGAUGAAUGCACAGAUGCAGAUUGUGGCAUGUCACAGAUCAAGCACGAGAAGUGGACUUUUGUCGGCAACGGCAGGGGUCACUACAAGAGGAGCGACCAAAUGUUGUUCGUCGGAGAUGGGCAAGGCAACUACGAGAAAGAGGUCAGAACACGCGGGGGCUCAUGCUGGAGGAUCCUGGCAUUGGUUGCCCUGAUAGCAAUUGUGCUGGGCUACCUGAUCGGAGCUUUGCUGAUCCGGAGGAGCCCCUUUCGCGAUGAGACCGUGACAUACAGUUGUCGUGGCACUGCGUCGCAGUGGCUGAUUGAAGAGCGCGACUGGUGCUGCUCGGAAAGAGGGAUCGGCUGCUGGGCGACCACAUCACCUCCAGAAUUCGAUUGCAAAGCAGAUCAAGACCAAUGGGAUGUCUCUUGGUCCGUGCCAAAGAAGCACUUCUGCUGCAGCUUCGUUGCCAUCGGCUGUGAUGAGUACGAUUGCCAACUGCAGCUUCACCAGUGGAGGACGUCUUGGUCAGUGGCAAAGAAGAGGUUUUGUUGCGACAAGGAACUUCUCGGUUGCGACACAUGCGACAGAUCUUGUGAGACCAACGGGCAGACUGCAUCGUGCGAAGAACGCGCGGCCGACCUCUUUGCAGAGGUUGGAAAUUGCAGUCGUGCCCGUGAAGAAGUUCUACAGCGGUGUACAGCGUGCAAAGGGUGCCGCAUGGAAGACCUGAGCUGCCACUACAGAAAGCCGCAGGCCGCCAAGGCAACAAAGAUCGAACCCAAAGAACGAUCCCAGCGGCUCGGGGAAGAGGUGGGGAAAGCAACGACGACGACAAGCACGGCAGCCACAGUAGUCACGGCGAUGGCGGCGACGGCUGACGUGUGCGAGAAGCCUGCAAAAGUGGGCUUCAUGUGGAUACGCCAGGAUGGCCUGUGGCGGCAGAGGAAGGUGCCUCUCUCUGGCAAGGCUCCAGACAUCGCUGCCGGAGCUGGCUUCAUGUGGCAUCGGUCGGCCGAUGGCUGGAAACAGGUGUGCAUUCCGCAUGCACGACAAGUGUCGCCGCCCACUACCCCGGCCGGCGAUGGCUUCAUGUGGGAGCAGACUCCCGAACCUCGUGGAGGCAGGAUUUGGGCACAAGUUCCCCUCAGAGUCAAGCUUCUGCAAGGCAUAUCUAUCCCUCAACAUGCGGCGGGUGUGGGCUACAUGUUCCAUCGCUCCACGGAUGGCUGGCAGCAGGUUCUGGCCCCAGAGAGUUUGAGCCACCGGCAGCGUCCCUGCGAGCGCCGCGCUGGUUUGGGACUGCGAUGGGUCUAUGCUGCCAGCGACCAUGGAAAUGCUUGGCAGCAGCAGCCAGUGCCAAACUGGCAGCCCGACACUUUCAACCCGCAGCCCUCCGUGCCCGCCGGGCCAGGCUUCAUGUGGAGCUUCGAACCCGGAGAUCACGGUUGGACGCAGAUUUGCAUUCCAGGAUGGCAACGCCACAUGAAUGAGCCUCCUGGCCUUCGAGCUGGCUUGGGCUUCAUGUGGAGAGAGGGUCCCAUUGGUUCCUGGCAGCAGGUGCCUGUUCCUCGUGGGUUCCGGGCUAGCUGCGAGGAUAAGCCACCCAUUGCCGGCUUCGUUUCAGCAGGCAGAGGUUUCAUGUGGAAGUGCGCGAAAGAGCACGAGAUAUCGGCAUGGACACAGGUCCAUCGUGAUUCGACGGGUGACAGACCAGAUGCUCCUCCCCGUGAGCCUCCUGGAAACGGUUUGAUGUGGAUCUUUCAAAACGGAGCCUGGCAGCAGCGUUUCAUCCCUGGCUGGACCGCUCGUGAUGCGCCCCACUUGCCAGCUGGCGCAGGGCUGAUGUGGAAUCGAGUCACGCUGAAUGGUCGGGGCGUGUGGCGUCAGGACAUCAUUCCUGACUGGGAUGUAGACAGCGCGGCGCAUCCUCCAUCAGAACCAGCCGGACAUGGUUUUAUGUGGCAGUAUGUGGACAAGGGUGGGCAGAAGGAGUGGACCCAAGAAGAGAUCAGAGACUGGUAUGCCGAUAGUGCAAAUCACCCACCGAGGGAGUACGCUGGAAACGGUGAGAUGUGGAGGUUCGUCUCGCACCAGGAUGCUCCAGGUCUUUGGACACAAGUUGCUAUACCCGAUUGGCGCACACUUGAUCAGUUCAAUCCUCCAACCCCUGUUGCUGGAAAUGGAUUCAUGUGGCAUUUCGAUGAGCAGACUGGGCGCUGGAAGCAGCUCAGAAUAGCAGGGUGGAUGAACGCGACCAGAGCUCAUCCUCCGGAAGUCCCAGCGGGUGUGGGCUACAUGUGGAAGUGGUACAAGGAAAACGGGGAAAGGCACUGGCACCAAGCGAAGCUGAGCCUGUCGGACCUGACCAAUCCGCAUCGGCUGCCCAGUCAGCCUGCCGGCCAGGGCUUCAAGUGGGAGUAUCAGGAAUCGGGGCAGCCGCAUUGGGAGCAGAAGCUCGUGGCGAAGCCGAGCUGCACGGGCAAUGACCUUCUAAUGCGCAUGCUGGACAAGGAUGACGCAUCCCGUCCAGAUGCCACGCAGUGCUUGGAGCAUCCCUGGUUUUCCGCUUACAGCGAGGUUCCGCCAACCCUUUCUGUCGGCGUGCUUCAAUGCGUUGAGUCCUAUGCGAGGAUGCCGGAGCUUCGCAAGGGAAUCUUCUUGCUUUUGGCGCAUCAAUACGAAGUGCAAAAGACAGCCCUCGUGGAGCUCCGGUCACUUUUCACACACUUUGACGUGCGGAACCAGGGCAGUCUCAGUGCCCAGGAUCUGAAAGCCGUGCUGGUCAAGAGUGGAAUGGGAGGUGUGGCUGCCGAGCGGGUUUGCCAUGCCCUCGAUCACCGACGAGAUGGACAGAUUACCUGGACUGAGUUCACUGCAGCUGCGAUGUGGUAUGUUGUUUGUCGGAACAACCGUGCCAUCGAUGCAGCCUUCGCGACUUUUGAUGUUGACCAGGACGGGCGGAUUACUGCCCGUGAUCUGCAGAGCGUCCUCGCGGACGAGAAAGGCCGCGAAGCAUGGCACAAGCACAUGCCUGCGCUCUUCGAGGACAUUGAGAAGCAAGAAAUCACCUCUAUACAAAGGACGGCACGAAACGCAAUUCGCAGUUUCAUGCACGUCUUGAAGAAGGAGGCAAUGAGGUAUGCAAAUCUCGAUCAGUUCCGCCAAUACUUGCAACAGAACAUGGAUUUUCGAGCCGGUGAUGCGCUGUACGCAGUAUCUUAG